Lolium perenne is the source of this 884-nucleotide messenger RNA. The record is from RefSeq and is a predicted model, not a curated record. NCBI's taxonomy places the organism in Eukaryota, Viridiplantae, Streptophyta, Magnoliopsida, Poales, Poaceae.
ACCCUCGCCGCCACACACGCACGAGUCGUAGCAACCUAACCCUUAGCAAUAUUUCCUCCACACCCACAGCCGUGGCGGCGGCGGCCACCCACCAGGACGAGCUCGCCCAAGCUGAGAGCUUUCCCCCGCGUGGCCUGUGGUUGCCGACAGGAUCCUCACUCCAAGGUGGGCCGCGAGGAUGCCUCCCUACCCCGGCGACCCCCCGACCCCGGCGGCUCCUACGACUAUCACCCUUCCCCCUGGAUCCGGCCAAUGCGCCCUCCAUCGGCACCCUGCUCGCUCGCGUCGGAGUUGGGUACAAAGGCGACGGCGGCCUCGGUUGGUGGCCGUCCCGAUCUGCAGCAUCGGCUGCUCGGAGCUCCUGCUGGUGGGGUCCUCCGAGUGCAGCUCCUUCCACAGCGCCGUCCCGAUCUGCAGCGCCAUCCCGAGUUGCUCGCCCCCAAGCGACCUCGACGCCGUCGCGUCGGCCUUGGCCUCCAACGGUUCUUGUUCCUCUGGUUUGCUUCAUGUCCUUGAGCAACUGCAUCAACAGCGGGAUCAACAAGGUGUACGUCCUCACCCAGUUCAACUUGGCCUCCCUCAACCGGCACCUCUCCAGGGCCUACAGUUUUGGCAAUGGCGUCGGCUUCGGAGACGGUUUCGUCGAGGUGUGAAACUCUGGAAUUCAGACUGCAUGCAUUUUGUUCAGAACUUUUCAAGUUUGAUACCAAUCCCGGUUCUCUUUGGGGUGAGAUCAAUGCUAUCAUGGCCCUGCACUUUGGGCAUGAAGGGUGGGACCAAGGUGAAGGUGUAUGAUCUGAUGGCAUUAUGAUGAGUUUCUUUUUUCUCAGGAUGUUUCUGUAAAACGCGGCUCUAGCUGGCCCCAACCUUGUAAUAUUGCUUAA